This is a messenger RNA of Emiliania huxleyi CCMP1516, 2127 nucleotides long. RefSeq lists its product as hypothetical. Lineage: Eukaryota; Haptophyta; Isochrysidales; Noelaerhabdaceae. The transcript has 9 exons. Gene Ontology annotation, biological process: protein dephosphorylation. Gene Ontology annotation, molecular function: protein serine/threonine phosphatase activity. The record is from RefSeq and is a predicted model, not a curated record. Bases 1 to 2127 code for a protein of 708 amino acids.
AUGGCUGCUCCCGCCAUACAUCAGCGCUCCUGCAAGGGCGAGGACCGGGCGAUGCACCUCACCGCCCUUGUUGGCGGCGAGACCGUCUGUCUCCUCGCCGUUGCAGACGGUCACGGCGGCCCUGAGGCGGCGCAGCUGUGCGAGGACACCUUACUGCAGACCAUCGUCAAAGAGGCGGGUGCCGCCGACGCCGCCUCGCUGCAGGCGGCGUGCUCCCGCGCCUUUGCGACGGUGCACGCAGCGGUGUGCGAGAGAGAGAGCGCCGAUGCUGGCGCGUGUGUGACGGUGGUGGCGAUCAACGAAGGUCGAGGCGAGGUGACGUGCGCACACGUGGGCGACUCGUCCGCCCUCCUCGUCGAGGAAUCGGGACAUCGACCCCUGACCGCCGAGCACCGGCUGAGCAACAGCCCCGAGGAGCAGGCGCGCGUCGUCGCCUGCGGCGCCCGGCUCGCCAAGGCGCGGAGCGACGACGGCUACUUUGGGGUGGGGCCCAUCCGCGCCUGGCCCGGCGGCCUCGCCGUCUGCCGUACCGUCGGCGACGCUGACUGCGCCUACGUCGACCCCACGCCGGUCGUGUGCACUCUCGCAUUCGAGCGGCCGGGCGGCGCAAAGGUCAUCGCCUGCUCGGAUGGCGUCUGGGAUGCCCUCUCGGAAGAGCGCGUGGCGAAGCACGUCCGCGCCGCCGCCACGCCCGCCGAUGCGGCCGUCAAAGUCGUGCGUGCCGCGAUCAGGGCGCGCGGGCUUCGCGACGACACGACCAGCGUCGUGGCGUGGGCGGGGGAGCCGUCAUGGGGAAGCAGGCGCCGCAGCCCGAAGCCACGGCGGGGGUCGUCGCGCCACCUCGCCAGCCUGCUCUCAUCGAGCUUGGCGAGCAGCCCCUGCGCCGCCCUGGGGAUGGAGGGAGCACCGCCUUCGGUCGAGGCGGGCAACCACGCCUCCGACUGCUCCGAAUCGCCGACUCCGCCUGCGUCCGACAUCGGGUCGAUCGACUAUUCGCCUUCCCACGGCGCCCCCCACCUGCCGCCCGCCGCCUCCGCCUCCGCCUUGGACGGCUUCACCCUCCUCACCGUCGACACGAGCGCGCCCGGCGUCGCGAGCCCGCUGGAGGCGGGCGCGGCUGAGUCGCUAGAGAGCGGCGCGUCCUCCCGCGAGCAGGCGGGCCCGCACGCGGCUGCGUGCUCAUGCGUUACCGCCGCAAUCGAGCAGCCGAAGUGCAAACGCAUUGAACACCCCUUCAUCAUGCUGUCCCAGUUUGCUCUCGCGGCGUCGGGUGCUUUCCCCGUCACCUACACUAACUGCGGCGUCGAGAAGACACUUCAGACGACCCCGGAGAAGGUCGUGACCAUGAACCAGGGCUCGCUCAAGUUCAUGCUCUCCAUGGGCCUCCAGGACCGCAUCGUCGGCACACGCGGCGUCACCUCCGUCCUCGACCCGAUCUGGCCCAAGUACAAAGACGCGUACAACAGCGUCCCGGUCAUGAGCGGCGCGGAUGGGAAAUCGUACCCGAGCGACGCGGAGGUGCUCGCCGCGAACGCGGACUACAUCUUUGCGGACUGGAGCAGCGCCUUCUCCGAGUACGCGUGGAACAACGACACGUUGCGGCAGUGGGCGUCUGUGGGCGAAUGCGGCGGACGAGAUCGAGAGCUGGUGCCGCCCCAGCUGCACGACAAAGGCAUCGGCACCUUCCUCUCGGCCGUCUCGUGCGAGGACAAGACCCUGCGGGCGCCGCCGAUUCCAGACACCCUGUACGACACAAUCAAGACCAUGGGCGAGAUUUUCAACGUGCCGACCGUGGCCAGCCAGCUCGUCAAGGAGAUCGAGGCGGACUUCGUCAUCGCCCAACAGACGCUGCAGAAGGCCGCCGGCCACUCUCUCACCGCGGUCUGGCUGGACUGCAUCUCCUGCUGCGAUCAGGAGCCGGAGCUGUCGGUCUUCGUCGGCUCUGGCGGGGGCGCGCCCCAGAUGAUCAUGAAGGAGGCAGGCUUCACCAACCUCUUCAAAGACCGCGAGAACUCCUGGGCGUGCGUCACUGUGGCGGACAUCAUCAAAGCCGAGCCGGACGUGAUGAUCGUCGUCGAGGCCGGCUUUGACCCAGCGCUUGACAAGAUUGGGGCUCGAGUCUUUUAG